Gossypium raimondii (Peruvian cotton) is the source of this 724-nucleotide messenger RNA. Its product is annotated as small ubiquitin-related modifier 1. Gene Ontology annotation, molecular function: ubiquitin-like protein ligase binding; protein tag activity. Gene Ontology annotation, biological process: protein sumoylation. The record is from RefSeq and is a predicted model, not a curated record. The coding region runs from base 168 to 458 and encodes 96 amino acids. Gene Ontology annotation, cellular component: nucleus. Lineage: Eukaryota; Viridiplantae; Streptophyta; Magnoliopsida; Malvales; Malvaceae. The transcript is spliced from 3 exons.
UCGGAACUGAUAAUAAAAAGAUAAAAAAGCAAAUUAAAGAAACCCUUGCGCUCGGUCUUCGAUAAAUACUAUAGAAAUCCAAGAAAAAAAAUUUAAAAAAACCCCUAAUUCUAUAAAAAGAUCGAAUUAAAGUAGAAUCAGAAGCAAAAAUCGCCGAGGAAAACAAGAUGUCGGGGCAGCAAGAAGAAGAUAAGAAGCCCGGCGAUCAGUCCGCGGCUCACAUCAACCUCAAAGUCAAAGGCCAGGACGGGAAUGAAGUUUUCUUCAGGAUCAAAAGAAGCACACAAUUGAAGAAGCUCAUGAAUGCAUAUUGCGACCGACAAUCUGUGGAUUUCAACUCGAUUGCCUUCUUGUUCGAUGGUCGCCGCCUGCGAGGUGAGCAAACUCCUGACGAGCUUGAGAUGGAGGAUGGUGAUGAGAUCGAUGCUAUGCUUCACCAAACCGGUGGUACUGUGUGAAGCGAGUACUACUUUGCCACAUUUAGUAUUUGAUGAGUUAGUUAUGGUCUGAUUAUGUAGAUGUUUCCAAUGUUUUUAUAUACGAUCUUAUUGCCAUGUUAUGAAGACUUGUGGACCUUGUUUUGAGUCAUCUUGCUCUUAUAGAAGAGCUUGAGUUUCUAGUGUUUACAAAGUGAGAUGGAACUCGGGACUUUGUUCCGAUAUGCACUCGUUUUGAAGGCUGUUUAGCAGUCACUAUCUAUAAGUAUUGAUUUCUGGGUUGCUUA